This is a messenger RNA of Dendronephthya gigantea, 1740 nucleotides long. Its product is annotated as cell division cycle protein 20 homolog. Gene Ontology annotation, cellular component: anaphase-promoting complex. The coding region runs from base 121 to 1635 and encodes 504 amino acids. Gene Ontology annotation, biological process: positive regulation of ubiquitin protein ligase activity; positive regulation of anaphase-promoting complex-dependent catabolic process; anaphase-promoting complex-dependent catabolic process. Lineage: Eukaryota; Metazoa; Cnidaria; Anthozoa; Malacalcyonacea; Nephtheidae. Gene Ontology annotation, molecular function: protein binding; ubiquitin ligase activator activity; anaphase-promoting complex binding. The transcript is spliced from 7 exons. The record is from RefSeq and is a predicted model, not a curated record.
AAUACAAAGAGAAGUAAACAUCGAUUUGUGAAGUUUGUUCGUAUUAUAAGCGAUUUUUAUUGACUACAAAACUUAGCAAACCGAAAAAUAUUAAAGACGUAUUGACCACAAAGCUUGAUAAUGUCGCAUUUCAACUUUGAGACAGAGAUAAAUGAUAUUAUUCGCUUAGAUGGAGCAAUCAAGAAUGGACCAAAACCAAGAUGGCAACGAAAAGCUGAGGAAGAAAUUGCACUUUCUGCCAAGACCUCGACGCCAAAUAAACUUGUCAACCGAAGUACAAAUAAAACUCCUUCUGGAUCUCCAAACAAGAAGACGCCGGGUAAGCAAAGAACGCCAAAAACGCCGUCGGGCGAUCGCUUUAUACCUAACAGGAGUUCAAUGAACUUGGAUACGUCCUAUUACAAAGUCAUGAGCAAAGAGGAAACCGAGCAGGAAAAUGAAGGAAGUCCGUCAAAGGCAGAGUUUAGAAAAUCUAUGACCGAAAAUUUGUGUGCCAAUGAACUAAAUGCCAAGAUCCUCACCUAUUCAAACAAAGCUCCAGUACCAAGAGAAGGCUAUUUGAAUGACUUAAGGGUUUUGUAUUGUCAAAACAAGACCCCAGGGACUUCAGCAAAGAAGAAUUCCAGAUUUAUAUCACCCGCGCCAGAAAGAAUACUGGAUGCUCCUGACCUUAUUGAUGACUAUUAUCUCAAUCUCUUGGACUGGAGUUGUAACAAUCAUUUAGCGGUUGCUCUUGGUGGCUUUGUCUAUAUAUGGGAUGCAGGAACGGGAAGUAUACAACAACUUUGUCAAAUGGACUCACCGGAGUGCUACGUGGGUUCUGUCUCAUGGAUAAAAGAAGGGAGAUAUUUAGGAAUUGGAAAUAGUGAUGGCGCUGUGCAGCUUUGGGAUGUGGAACAGCAGAAACGUGUCCGAAAAAUGACUGGUCAUGCAGCAAGGGUCGGCUCUUUAUCUUGGAAUUCCUUCAUUCUGACCAGUGGAAGUCGUAGUGGUGCCAUCCACCAUCAUGACGUCAGAGUUGCUGAUGAUCACGUGGCAACAUUGGCAUGUCAUACGCAGGAGGUGUGCGGAUUGAAAUGGUCACGCGAUGGCAAGUAUUUAGCGAGUGGUGGAAACGAUAAUCUUCUUUUGAUCUGGGACACUAAUGUAAGCUCGAGUGGCGAUAUGAAUUCGCCGUUAUUCACGCUGACAGAUCACCAAGCUGCCGUCAAGGCUUUAGAUUGGUGUCCGUUUCAAAGGAAUGUGAUUGCCAGUGGUGGUGGAACAGCUGAUCGGCAUAUCAGAUUCUGGAAUGCUGCUACCGGAACCUGCCUAAAUGCCAUUGAUACAAAGUCACAGGUUUGUUCCAUUAUCUGGUCAAACAACUACAAGGAGCUCGUGUCAAGUCAUGGAUACGCUCAAAAUCAACUGACGAUCUGGAAAUAUCCUAGCAUGUCAAAAGUUACAGAAUUAACUGGUCACUCGUGUCGUGUUUUGCAUAUGGUCCUCAGUCCCGAUGGUCAAACGGUCAUUUCUGCGUCCGCUGAUGAAACUCUGCGAUUGUGGAAAUGUUUUGCAAUUGAUGCUACGUCAAAGAAGUCAAAAGGCACCGUCGCAAAAGGCUCGAAGUCCAUUAUAAGGCAGGGUAUUAGGUAACUUUGUCAUACAUUUAUAUAGGUUCAUAUAUAUAUAUAAAAUUUAGUUAUGGUAUUGUAAAUAUAUUAACAUGUGAUAUUUCUUAGUCUGUAUGGGCUAUGUCGA